This is a messenger RNA of Schistosoma margrebowiei, 3392 nucleotides long. The record is from the annotation of a GenBank genome assembly. NCBI's taxonomy places the organism in Eukaryota, Metazoa, Platyhelminthes, Trematoda, Strigeidida, Schistosomatidae.
UGUCGAAGUACGAAAGCAUAACCAGAACUGAUUACCAAAACGAAUGCUCCACACAUCAUGUUCAACACAAUAUCUCUACUACAGGACCACCCAUUCGUGCUAGGGCGCGAAGACUCCCACCAAACAAGUUGCAGUUCGCUAAGAGAGAAUUCGAACACAUGAUGCAGCUUGGGAUAAUCAGACAAUCUAACAGUCCUUGGGCCUCGCCGUUGCAUAUGGUUCCCAAGAAAGAUCAAGACUGGCGCCCAUGUGGAGAUUAUCGCCGACUAAAUAACCAGACUAUCCCAGACAGGUAUCCAAUCCCUCAUUUACAUGAUUUUUCUUUAAAUUUACAUGGAAAACAGAUUUUUUCAAAGUUAGAUCUAGUCCGAGCAUACCAUCAAAUACCGAUGGCGCCUGAAGAUAUCGAAAAAACAGCUGUAAUUACACCUUUUGGCUUGUUUGAAUUUUUGAGGAUGCCUUUCGGACUAAAAAACGCCGCUCAAACCUUUCAGAGAUAUAUGGAUGAAGUAACUAGAGGUUUGGAAUUUGUAUUUGUCUAUAUCGACGACGUUUUAAUCGCUAGUUCUUCCACUGAAGAACAUGUCCAGCAUUUACACACGCUUUUUGAACGUUUCAAAAGUUAUGGUGUUGUAAUCAACCCUUCGAAGUGCAUAUUUGGAGCCUCAUCUCUGGAAUUCCUAGGACACCAUAUUGAUUCCCAAGGAAUUAAACCGCUUGAAGAAAAAGUCAAAGCCAUCUCCAGCUACCCAGAACCAACCUCAGUAAAAUCACUACGUCGUUUUCUGGGAACAUGCAAUUUUUAUCGUCGAUUUCUACCAAAUUGCGCCGAUGUACUACAGCCAUUGACAGAUUUACUGAAAAAUGAUAAAUCAGGUACCAAGAAAGAAAAAAACCAAAUAUUUAAGUUACCUUCUGAUGCUAAAGUAGCAUUCGAAAAAGCUAAAUCCAUGAUUGCUAAUGCUACCAUGCUUCAACAUCUAAAUACUGACCCCACAACACAGUUGAUCCUAUGCACAGACGCUUCACAAAAAGCCGUCGGGGCGGUAUUACAACAGCGAGUAAACAACUCGAUUACCCCAAUCGCCUUUUUCUCCAAGAGAUUAUCACCAACACAAGAACGUUAUAGCACUUUUGGACGCGAACUCUUGGCUAUGUAUUUAGCGGUAAAACAUUUCAGUUUUCUGUUACAGGGUCGCGAUUUCAUCAUUAUGACGGAUCAUAAACCCCUUUGCCAUUCUUUUGGCACAUCGUAUGACAAACACUCGCCACGAGAAGCAAGACAAUUGGAUUACAUCUCCCAAUUCACUACAGACAUCCGGUUUAUCAACGGUCACUCAAACAUUGUCGCUGAUGCACUGUCUAGGAGAGAUAUCAAUAUGAUGGUACGCAAUCAUGACAUCAGCCUUGAAACUUUGGCUAAACUUCAAGUAGACGAUGCAGAGUUGAAAGUCUGCAAAGAAAAGUCUAGCUUAAACCUCAAACCUGUACCAAUUCCGCUUUCAGAUGCAUUCAUCAUGUGUGACACCUCAACAGGCAGCAAUCGUCCGUUUGUCCCACAUGCCUGCAGACGAAAAAUAUUUCAGCACUUACACGGUCUUUCACAUCCAGGCAUCAGAGCAACAACAAGGCUCAUCACUGAACGUUUUGUGUGGCCGAAAAUCAACUCGGACGUUAAGCGUUGGACACGUAGCUGCCUCCAGUGUCAACGCAGCAAAAUACAAAAACAUACUAUCAGCCCGAUCGGCGAAUUUCCUAUUCCCGACAAACGUUUUCAACAUAUUCAUUUGGAUUUAGUUGGGCCACUGCCCCCGUCCAAUUCCUUUACCCACAUUCUCACCGCAGUAGACAGAUUUACAAGAUGGGCCAUAGCCUGCCCUAUAAAAGACACUUCCGCAGAAACGAUAGCUGGCGUUUUCCUUGAGCGUUGGAUAGCAAAUUACGGAGUACCGUCUAUCGUCACUACAGACCGUGGUCCCCAGUUUCAGUCUAUCUUGUUUCAGGAAUUUACAAGACUUCUGGGCGUGAACCACAUCAAAACAACAGCUUACCACCCAGCAGCUAAUGGCAUGGUUGAAAGAUUUCAUCGCCAAUUAAAAAGCUCGCUGAUGGCCCAAGAUGAUACAACCAAAUGGAGUGACGCAUUACCACUUGUACUCCUCGGUAUUCGUUCAACCAUAAAGGAAGACAUUGGAUGUACAGCCGCCGAGUUAGUCUAUGGUACAACUCUAACGUUACCUGGCCAACUAGUCAACUAUGAACCUACAACGCCAGGAGAGACUACUCACUUCGCAAGUCGCCUAUUACAAACUAUGCAGAAUAUUAAAGCAAUACCCCCUCGUGAACACAACAAUCGAGUCCAACUUGAUAAAAACCUUGAAACGUGCAAAUUUGUCUUUGUCCGAGUAGAUACGGUUAAAAAACCAUUGAAACAACCAUAUAAAGGUCCAUAUAAAGUAAUUAAACGCACACAAAAAUACUUCAUCGUCAACAGAGAUGGCAACAAGCAGACUAUUUCUAUAGACAGAAUAAAACCUGCUUUCUGUGAAGCUACUCAAGUCAAGGAAGACAACGCCGUUGAUAAUCAACCCCUCCCACCAGCGACUGAACAACCAAUGGAGGAUAAAAAACUUAAUACUAAGCCCCCUUGUUUAACACGCUCCGGUAGACCUAUAAACAAACCCAAGCGUUAUGUCCAUUUCGUUGAUUAAAAAAAAAGCAAAACACACACCUCUCUAUGUCACACACUACUAAUUUCAUCCAAAAAAUUUUUUUUUCCUUUUCACAGUGUACAUAAUCACAUUUUUCCACAAUUACUCGUUUUGUCAGUUUUUUUUAAAAAAAAAAAAAAUUUGUUUUGUUUUUGUCACACUAAUAAACGAGUAAACUCUGUUUAGUUAUUCAUUUAUCUUACACAAACAUAAACAGUUCUUUUUUUUUGGCUCUUUAGCAUUUUUACACAUUAUUAUUAUCAUUGUCAGCCAACCAAGGCAUUAAAUGACAGUGCCUUCAUUUUUUUUUUGUGUGUGUGCUCAUUAUACUAUGCUACAUCUCUACUACACGUCAUACUCAUCUCCACAUUUUUGUUGGUUAUAACUGUAAAUAUUAUUUUUGUAUACAUGUAUAUAUCACACCCUUACAUUUUUUCUAUUAUAACCAGUGUUACCUCCGGACACUCUGGGGGGAGCUAUGUGGAGAUGGACCUGUCAAGCUUAUUUUGUAAAUAGUUUUCAAUGUUAUUUGUAUUUACUUUGUCAACCUUCCACUGUAUGUAUAUUUAACAUUAAAUGACUGUAACUGUUGUUUUAGUAAAUGACCUUGAACACUUUCCGUUGUACUACUACAUUGCGUGCCAUACCGCUGCUAGCUAACAAAUACAACGCUUCUCGCAC